GGCCUGUGUUUGUAAAUAGCGAAAUGGGUCUAUGCGCCUUCACUAAUCGCAGCAACUGUCUUCUCCGUUCUGUAGCGUUGUACUUUUAUUCUUUGCCAAUUUUUUUUAUUUGCUUUGAAUCGUUUCAGCGUUAUGGUGGGAACUCUGGACGAAUACUACAUCCGGCCCUACUACCACGCCGUGUGCUACUUCGGCGGCUGCAUGACGUACCUCGUCUUAGAAGACUUCAAGGAGAGGAAGAUAUCCAAGCGGUUCCAGCAGGUCUGCUGGUACGGGUCUGUGGCCUGCUGUCUGUUCUGCGUAUUUGUGAAGUUCGCCUGGUACAGAAGCCCGAAUCCUGUGUCAAUGGGCGUGGCACUCCUUGCGGCAUUCUUGGACCGCAUCCUCUGGACGCUCUUCCUUGUAUGGAUCACGCUGGCGUGUUCCACGGGGCGAGGCGUCGCUGUGGUGGACUCAGGGAUGCACUUGGAUACGCGCUACAGCCCGUAUGGUUGGCAGCAGUUCCUUCGCCGUGACAUCAUGCGGUCUCUUGUAUACUCCAAGGUGGCCCGUCUCGAUUAA
Molecule: messenger RNA, 561 nt
Organism: Dermacentor andersoni
Lineage: Eukaryota; Metazoa; Arthropoda; Arachnida; Ixodida; Ixodidae
Source: RefSeq, a predicted model, not a curated record